CGCCCGUCUCCAGUCUCCACGGCGCACAGAGCUCAUCCGCGGCGCGACUGUCUGCCUCCGCCCGUGGCCACCUCCGACGUCCUCCGCGGACAGCCCCACCUCACCUCAGCCAGCCUACCGCCCUCCCCGCGCCCCGGGUCCGCGUGCCGCCGCCUGUCCCCCCCUCCUCGGGCGCACAUCACCGCUCCGGAGCUGACCACCAUGGCGACCAGCGCGAAGCGAAAGCAGGAGGAGACACAUUUGAAGAUGCUGCGGGAGAUGACUAGCCUCCCAGCGAAUCGGAAAUGCUUCGACUGCGACCAGCGCGGCCCGACCUAUGUUAACAUGACAGUGGGCUCCUUCGUCUGCACCACCUGCUCCGGGAUUCUGCGAGGUCUGAACCCCCCUCACAGAGUAAAGUCCAUCUCGAUGACCACCUUCACACAACAGGAAAUCGAGUUCCUACAGAAGCACAGCAAUGAGGUCUGUAAACACAUCUGGUUGGGCCUUUACGAUGACCGGACAUCGGUGGUGCCAGAUUUCCGAGAACCCCAGAAAGUGAAAGAGUUCCUACAGGAAAAAUACGAGAAGAAGAGGUGGUACGUCCCCCCGGACCAGGCGAGGACUGUAGCCACGGUCCAGGCCUCAGUGUCGGGGUCUUCAGCCAGCAGCACCGGCAGCACCCCUGAAGUCCAACCGCUCAAGUCUCUACAACUCAACAAGACCCCCCUACGCCAGUCUCCAGGCCUGAGUCGCGCACAAACCUACAACACGUCUCAAGAGAAGAAGUUUGACCUUCUCUCAGAUCUUGGGGGAGACAUCUUCGCCGCUCCGCCCGCUCAGACUGCCACCUCCAACUUUGCCAACUUUGCACACUUCCCAAGCCAAUCGGCACCUCAGACUCAGUCCAGUAGCAACUUUGCCAACUUUGAGGCUUUUGGAAACACAACUAUCCCAUCUCACCUGAGCACCUCACCCCCCUCACAGUCAUCAGGAGGGGUGCCAAUUCCUUCCAUGUCCAGUGCAGUGCCCGCCCAGUGCCAGCCGGGCAGCUGCUCAGAGGACCGCUACGCUGCUCUGGCAGAACUGGACAAUGAACUCAGCUCCUCGGCUACUUCCAACAGCAACGUGCCGGGGAACAUAUUUGGGCCAGUACUGGGUUCUUCUCCUGCUCAGAAUGCUCCGGUCUUACCCACAAUGCAACCUGGCUUUGGAGCUGUCCCGUCCACAAACCCGUUCGUUGCUGCUGCUGUGGCUCCAGAAAUGGCCACCAACCCGUUCCAGACCAACGGGCGUGCUCCUGUGGCAGCCUCCUUUGGUACUGGCUCUAUGAGCAUGCCCGCCGGCUUCGGGAAUGCCUCGUCCUACUGCCUCCCGACCAGUUUCAGCGGAAACUUCCAGCAACAGUUUCCUGGCCAGGCCCCCAUCCCUUACUCUCAGCCUGCGGGGUACCACCCCCAGUCCAAUGGCCCCGCGUUCCCUGUCUACGGUCAGACCAAGCCCUCCAUGACGCCCUUUGGGCCUCCUAUGGCCGGCCCUGGCAUGACCAAUAACCCCUUUAUGGCAGGGGCCCCAGCCGGGCCCUUCCCUUCAGGAGGCUCUUCCACAAACCCUUUUCUGUAGCACAGUUCCUAACUCCGGCCACCAGAGGGCAGCAUGCAGCACAUAUUCUCCGCACUUGUUCCGUCACACUGCUAGUGGCAGUACAUUUCUAAGACUUCUUGUUCUGCAGAGAAGUUUACAACACUAUGAAGGAGUUCAAGGGACUUUAAAGACUGGGACUGUUAUGAGACGUACUGUUGGAAUAUUAUAUACAAUAUACAUUAUAUGCUUUUUUAUUUCUUGUUUAUUACUGUAAGCUCUGUGCAUAUCAUCAUUUGUAAUCACUAUUAUGUGUUAUGUAACAAGGACUGAGUUAACAAUGGUGAGUAUACAAACACCUUGUGGACAGAAACCACUACUGUGUGCAGAAGAUACGAGGGUAAACGUUUUAGAACUUUAACAGGGUUCAUUCAGAUGAUUGAAUGUGGUUUGGAGUGACCAUGGUGAAGCAGGUAUUUUAUUAAAAGGGACUUUUCUUUUCGUGUUUUAGAUGAGAGCUACAUGAGGUCGAGGUGACAUAGCUUUGGAGGACCAGGACUGAUUUUUAAAAGUAUAAUCCAAUCUUUUGCUUAAAGCAACUUAAGUGGAGUCCUUUUAUAUGAGUCAUGUUGAAUUGAACCAGAGGUUGAGCCUUAGCCAAACAGCUGUAGUGACUAUCACAACAUUGCCAAUGUGUGCAGAAGGUGUUUAAAGAAUACUUAAUGUGAUCUUGUUUUAUGAACAGCCCGUGCCUAUCUGAGCACAAACCAGAUGAACAGAAGUGUCCCAUCAUCUGUCACUGUGUGUCCAGGAUGUCCAAGGAGAAGUGUAACCUGAAGUACAGGAGCAGACUCAUGCAAAGACGGUUUAGUGAAAUACGCCGUUGUUUUAUGGAGUGGGACUUACUGCACUGGUUUGCUUCAAGGCAUUUGGCAAAAGAUGAACUGAACAACUGCCCAAUAUGGGAGAAAGCCAGGGUCUGAUGUGUGCCACCACUGACUAACAAUGAAUUUGUUUCUUGUCUUUGCAAGAAUAGAGUAGUAAAUGUGUACAUAUAUAAAUAUAUGUAUAAAUAAAUUAAAGAUUUUUAACUACCA
Boleophthalmus pectinirostris (great blue-spotted mudskipper) is the source of this 2657-nucleotide messenger RNA. It is a transcript of the gene agfg1b, whose product is annotated as ArfGAP with FG repeats 1b. Lineage: Eukaryota; Metazoa; Chordata; Actinopteri; Gobiiformes; Gobiidae. The record is from RefSeq and is a predicted model, not a curated record. Gene Ontology annotation, molecular function: GTPase activator activity. The coding region runs from base 202 to 1602 and encodes 466 amino acids. The transcript has 12 exons.